CCUGAGGUAUAAAGGUAUCUUGUUUCUGUGGUUGCAUCCUAUAGAUACAUCACACCCUUGUAACACCUGACAGCGAAGCAGCAGCCUUUUCACCACAGGACUCAGCUGAAGGACUUAGUUUGUUGGACACUCUGUGGACUCACUGUUUAAAUUUUGUUCGGUCACCACACAAAGAGUCAACAUGUCGAUGGGUAUGGAGAUCGUGGGCAUCGCCCUUGGAGUCAUUGGAUUUCUUAUUGCAAUAGUAGCCUGUGCCCUACCAAUGUGGAGGGUGAGUGCAUUCAUUGGAGCCAACAUUGUCACUGCUCAAAUCAUCCAAGAGGGUUUGUGGAUGGACUGCGUCACCCAGAGCACAGGCCAGAUGCAGUGCAAGGUCUACGACUCAAUGCUGGCCUUGCCUCAGGAACUGCAGGCCUCCAGAGCAAUGAUGAUCAUUUCCAUUAUACUCGGGGUGCUGGGUGUCAUGAUUUCCAUAGUCGGUGCCAAGUGUACCAACUGCAUUGAAGACGAGGCAGGCAAAGCCAAAGUGAUGAUCAUCGCUGGAAUCUUCUUCAUCCUCGGUGGCAUUUUGGUCCUCAUACCUGUUUCCUGGACUGCAAGUGUCAUCGUCAGAGAUUUCUACAACCCUGUUGUGCCCAGUGCUCAGAGGAGGGAGAUAGGAGCAUCGCUCUACAUAGGCUGGGCGGCAGCCGCCCUGUUCCUGAUCGGAGGGGCGAUGUUAUGCAGUAGCUGCCCACCAAAAGAGAAGAAAUACCUGCCGCCCCGGAUGGGGUACAGCGCCCCACGCAGCGUCGGUGCAGGUACAGCAUACGACAAGAAGGACUAUGUUUGAAUGAUGCUGACGGAUGAAAUGAAAAAGCUUUUUUGUGUGUGAGUUUUUGUGUGCAUGUGUGUUUCUUGUUACUGUCGCAGGGUGAACCCGACUGAAAGACUCCGAGAUGAAGAUGCGUGCACAAAUACUGAUCUUUUGCUUUGCUUUCGGCUGUUGUGUACCUUCACAGACUUUGGCUUGUAAAAAAUUCAGAAGGUGAAUAUGAGUUUAGUAAAUAUAAUUAUAAGCAAAACAUAACUUUGUUUUUUUUUAAAUGUUAAACUUCAUGCUGCUGAGAAUAUUUCUAUUAAGCACAUCUUUAAUACCUCUUCUUUGGCAUUGCAUGAGUUUGAACCCCCCCCGGUGUGUUGCUCUGUUAUUAGCUGUUGGCUGGCUCCGUGGUGUCCUGUUUCACUGAAACUCGCUGUUAAAAUUCCAUGUGUCAUUUCCCUGACAAUGACCAGGAGGAGCUCUCAUUUUACAUGGAUGUGGUUGUAUGAUUGUUCAGUGUGUGUGCGCGCGAGCGUGUGUGUGUGUGUUUGUGUGUGUGUGUGUUUUGCAUGUAAUAUUUGCUUAUGUGAGUUUCUGUUGAGACUGAAACUAAAGAUGGAUCGGUGAUAUUGCCCCAGGAAAACUUUGUCUUCCUCCUCACAAAUUUUUGUAAAUGAAUGUAUUUAAAUGUAUGUUCAAAUAUUCAAAUAUACAGAAAAAUAUUGUGGGGUUUUUUUUUCUUGUUUUCUGAAGUUGAUGUUAUAUUUUUGGUUUUCUGAAGCUUUUUUUUUUUUUUAACAUUUUUUUUAAAUAGAUUUUAAGUCAUAUUUGGUCCCCUGAUUGUCACACUCAGGACCUGCUGUGUGUGUGUGUUUGUGUGUGUGUGACACCCCAGUGGUGCACAACUACAGAUAUUGUUUGGUGUCCAGACAUUUUGUGUUUUUGUUUUGUUUUAUUCUCUUUUUUUUUCAAAUCUAUCUACAUCUUUUAAAAAUAACUAUCAUUUCUAAAGUAAAACACUGUUCAAAUCUAUGUAUGGGCUUCAUUUGCUGUUUUAUAAUAGUCCUGGAAAUUCAAAUGUGUUGAAAAUGUGAAUAAAAAU
Messenger RNA from Archocentrus centrarchus (flier cichlid), 1904 nucleotides. RefSeq names its product claudin-3-like. The record is from RefSeq and is a predicted model, not a curated record. Gene Ontology annotation, molecular function: structural molecule activity. Bases 182 to 832 code for a protein of 216 amino acids. The transcript has a single exon. Gene Ontology annotation, cellular component: membrane; bicellular tight junction. NCBI's taxonomy places the organism in Eukaryota, Metazoa, Chordata, Actinopteri, Cichliformes, Cichlidae.